AAUGCCUCCCCUUUUCCGAUCUGAUCACGCCUCACACGCCCGUCCGAGCGAAUCCAUCAGCGAGAACCCACUUUGAUUCCCCGCCCCCGGCGCAAGCCCCCACCCGAUCCCCAAAUCCCCCGGCGCGAUGGCGGCCAGCCUGUGGCGCGCCGUCAUGGGCACGAGCGGUUCCUCCUCGUCGCCGCCUGGCGGCGUCGAGUUCUGGCACGGGGCGGAGCGCACGGGGUGGCUGAACAAGCAGGGCGAGUACAUCAAGACGUGGCGGCGGCGGUGGUUCGUGCUCAAGCAGGGGCGGCUCUUCUGGUUUAAGGACCCCGCCGUGACGCGGGCCUCGGUGCCCCGCGGCGUCAUCCCCGUCGCCUCCUGCCUCACCGUCAAGGGCGCCGAGGACGUGCUCAACCGCCAGUUCGCCUUCGAGCUUUCCACUCCCGCCGAGACCAUGUACUUCAUCGCCGACUCCGAGAAGGAGAAAGAGGAGUGGAUCAACUCCAUAGGCCGGUCCAUCGUCCAGCACUCCCGAUCUGUCACCGACGCCGAAGUUGUCGACUACAACAGCCGCCCCCAGGCCCCACCGCAGCCCAAGGAGAGCGACACGAGCGAGCCGUCAACGUAAGAUCGCGGUGAUCCCUGUGACUCUCUCGAUGGCUCUCAAUUGUAGUAUAUUUACUUCCAGGUGGUUGUGAGCUUGUGGCCAUGUUCCGUUGCCUCUUGUCUCUUGAUUAUAUGUAUAUUAAUUACUGCUGUCUCGUAAUAAGUUCGGUAUUUCUGUGUAUAGCUAGUUCUUUUAAUAUAUUACGUGUUGCGUGUUGGUCUUGCAACAGCAUAAUUUAUCAACUGGUUGAUAUUUGGUUAGUUUUUUGCAGUCAUGACGUUUGAAGUCAUUGGCUCGAAUUUCGGAAAUUGCAACUAAUCUUAACCA
Phragmites australis (common reed) is the source of this 919-nucleotide messenger RNA. RefSeq names its product pleckstrin homology domain-containing protein 1-like. The record is from RefSeq and is a predicted model, not a curated record. The transcript has a single exon. Bases 128 to 613 code for a protein of 161 amino acids. Lineage: Eukaryota; Viridiplantae; Streptophyta; Magnoliopsida; Poales; Poaceae.